AGAGAGAGAGAGAGGGGGGGAGAGAGAGAGCGUUAGUGAGUAGGCCUUCUGUCUCGUACCAAUUCGCCGAAGGGUGCGAGAGUGUUUCGGUCGGCCCCUUGAAACAACAAUCACUCACCGUCGUUCGUGCCACUUUAUAUACUUAGUCGUUUCUUUCUUAUUUGAAAAAAAAAAGAGAGAAGUAAGAAAUAGGGUAAGUUGAUUGGCAAUACGCGCAAAAGUAUUCUUCAAAAGUUCAAUCUUCGCGCGAAAUUUCAAGAUAUCGUGCCUCGAGUGAGAGAGGAAGACGUAGCACCUUCGAAUGACCGCCGCAUCUCGUAAGAAUCUCCUUCGAAGAAUUUCCACGACCGUCCUCGAUAGAGGACGGAAGAUAAGUGUCGAUAUGUCGGCGUUGAGCACCAGCUCUUAUAGAUCUGAAAUAAUUCUUUGCUUGGUGAUCUUCCUGGUCCCACAAUGCACGCAUUCUGCGCCAGUAUACGAGCAAGAUACCACAGAAGUCGCAGAAUACGAUGGAGGUGCAACAGGCUGCUACUACAACUUUCAACAUUACCAGGAAGGUGACAGAAUCAUAACGAACGAGCCAUGUCUGAAUUGUACAUGUCAUAAUCGAAUGUUGAUGUGCUACUUGAGAGUUUGUCCUUUCUCGAAGGCUAUCGGACAGGACUGUACGGUCGAAAAAAGACCCGAUCAAUGUUGUCCCGUGAUCACUUGUCCGGAAGUACCAGUCCAAUUACUUACGUCGACUACCAAUACUCCAGCCACAUCCGACUCGACGGAAAUUGGCUUUCAUGAUAAUUAUGGAUGUAAAAUAAAUGAUCGAUUUUACCCUGACGGCGCCCAAUUACCGCUCGAUCCUCAGAAUCCUUGCGAGCUUUGCUACUGCAUCAAGAACAGAACCACUUGCGUGAUACAGGAGUGCACGCUACGCGUGGCAGGAUGCAAACCUGCCUACCAACCGGGUGUAUGUUGUCCGGUCAAGUACAACUGUGAAUACGACGAAGAACUUGAAACUACGGUUGGACCUAUAUCUGGCCUCAUCAUGACCACUACGAUUGCUCCCGGUAUAGCACCACAUUGUUAUUACGAAGGUAAAUUUUAUGAAGACGGCGAGUUGAUUUACUCAACACAACCUUGCCAACACUGCUACUGCUUCCGUGGCGAUAUCGCUUGCGCCAUUCAAGACUGUGGAACGCCUAUGAAGACACAUGGAGAAAACUGCACUGCUCUACCACCGCCCGAAGGAGAAUGUUGUCCGACCACUUACCAAUGCGAGGACAAUGGUCAAAGUGGAAGUAUAACUAUACCAGAAGGGAUAGAGCAAACCUCCGAAAUUAGUCAAGUACAAACAAUGGUAACCAUUUCGAAGAAAAUCGAAGAACCGGAAAAACAAGAAUUUGCAGUUACAAGCGAACCAUUCUCUGGUGCUGAUAACGCGAUUUCACACGAUUAUGAAAUUAAAGCAGAACAAACUGAAAAAUCUAUUAAAGCUGUAGAAUCUACUGAAAAGUCUGCGGAGACAACAGAAGAAAAAGAGAUUCCUGAAUCUGAAACUAGUUAUGGUUCAGAGGGAAUAAAUCUUCCCGAAGAACAUGACAUAAAACUGGCUCCUGUAAAUGUACCUAAUACGGAAAUUAAGCCAACCGACGGAGCUCAGAUGAUCCAGAAUCAAAACACACAAGCUCCUAUCUUGAUAAAAGAAUCUGAAAAAACUAUUUCAAUCGAGCAAACUGAGACACCUAUUCCAACAGAAAGGAUCAUAAUACCUAUCUAUACGGAAAAAUCAGAAAUGCCUCUCGUUACAGAAAUUACCGAAAAGCCUAUUACUAUAGAAAAAACAGAAACAUAUGUUUUUGAAAAACAAACUGAAAUCCCUAUCACACUUGAAAAAUCUGAAGAUGCGUCCACUAAACUAUCCGAAAGUGUAGAAGAAGCAACUGAAAUUUCGAUAACCGAAAUUAUGCCACCAAUUUCUUCGUCUCUAGAAGGAUUAGAAACCAAAACUGAAACCGUAAAAAAAGAGCACAAGAUUGAACAGCCAGAAAGUACCGAAGAAAAUGUCACUUUAGAAGAACAUCAAACUGAAGCAGUAACAAUUGAAGGUGCAAUGAAAGCAGAGGAAUUAACUGAACAUUUGAUUAGCGAACAAGAGCAUACUGAGAAUACAUAUGAAUUAGUACCAUCGGAAGAAACAACAAAUCCUCAAGGACCAAGUGAAGAAUCUGAAAACUCAACUGAAAUAACAGUUUCUGCUGAAGGAGUGUCAGAAAAAAUUAUAGAAACAAUUAGUCAAUAUGAAAAUACAACGAAACCAUUUGAAGACGAAAAACAAUCAAGCCUUGAUACGAAAGAAAGUGAAAUUCCGCAGGAAAUCGCAGAAAAAGCUACUACGUCAAAACCAGAAAAAUCUCCAAUAGCAGAAAUAACUGAGUCUGGAAAACCUGUUGAAAUUAGCGAAUCGGGAAAAGUUGAACCCUUCGAAAUUACUACCGGUUUACUAGGAGUUCAAGAAAUUGAACAACAAUAUCCACCUACAAAAACAGAUAUAGAGCAGAAAUCUGAAAGUUCAGAACUUGGAUUAGAGUUGAAAGAAAAACUCCCACCUCUUGCCCCUAAAAGAGAUGAUUUUGGCUCUCCUGGAAUAGAAAUUAAUCAACAGCCAUUUAUCAAAGAACCGAAUGGAACAGACAUAGACAAACAAAUUUUUGAAAAUACACCAGGAUACAAAACAGAAGAUAAAGAAUCAAUUCCGGAAAUACAUAUAAUCGAAAGUAAUGUUGAUAUUAAAAAACCAGAAAUGCAUGCUCCUGAAAGUCUUGUAACUGAAACUCCAGAGGAAGCCGUUACGUCUGAGACAGCUUCGAUUUCUAAAGGUAAAACAUCUACUAAAUACGAAGAAAAUAAAAUAGAAACUGAAACAAAAGCAGAAAAACCUACUGAAGAAACGAUAUCAAAUCAAAAAGAAACAUCUACCGAGAUUACGCUUAUUGCUUUGGACACUAAAGCUACUCAUACUCCAGAAUAUCAUGUUUCUACGGAAGCACAUACUAUACAAGAGGAAUUUGAGAAUACUGAAAAAUCAAUCAUAUCUGAUGUCACAGACACAGUAGGUUCUCUAUUUCAAUUGACAGAAAAAAUAGUUACCGUCGAAGAAUUACCAACAAAAGGUCUUACUUUAGUAGAAUCUGAAGAAACUUCGUCGGAAGAAGUGAGUUCUGAAAUAUCUGAUGACAGUAAAGAAGCAAUUCCAGGAAAAGAACGAUUUAACGUGGAAGAAGGUAAAGCCGAAGUGAAAUUACAAAAACCAUCUCCUGAAAAAACCUCAACUGAAAGUUCUAUUUCUAAAGAAGAAUUAACAAGUAUACCUACUAGUGAAAAAUCAGUUAAAGAAGGUGUACAAACAAUUAGUGAAACUUCAUCUGUUAAACAACAACCAGAAAUUCCACAAUCCGAGAUACAACCGACAGAAACUAACACACAAGAAAAACAAGUUACUAUUAUAGAUACUGAACAGAAAGAAUCUACGGAAACGCCAAAAGUAAGUCGACCGAGUGAAACUGAACAGAAAGAAUUUAUGGAAACGUCAAAAAUUAGUAAACCAAGUGUAAUACAUGCUGUGAAUGAAAUCAGUGUACCAGAAGAAGCACAGAUCAUGAAAAUAACUGAACCAAUAGCUGUAAGUGAAGAAACAACUAUUGCUUCAGAAAUGAUGAGUAAGGAAAGUAUAGCAAAACAAACGGAAGAACAUGUUCCUGAAACAACUAAAAUUAACGAAAAUAUUAUUCCAGAGGAAGUGUCAGAGCAGUCAGUUAUUCUAAAUAAUAAAUCAACAGAAAGCAUUGAAAUAGCGGAAACACAAACAUCGGUACCUACUGUAAUCGAAGAAGAGCCUUCUCUAGAAGGAAAAUCAACAGAAAUACCUUUAUUAGUUGAAAUAGAGCAUACAUCAACACUAAUUUCUGAAGAAAAAUCAAUUGAAGAAUCUGAAGAAGAGAAAAAAUAUGAAGUGAUAUCCACAAAAGAGGAACUUACAGAGAAAACACUAACCGAAAUACAAACGACCGAGAAAUCUAGUGCUAAAGAAGAAUCAAAGGAAGAAAAGAAGACUGAAUCUUCUGUUCCCAGUAAAUAUACAUCAACAGAAACUUCAACUAUAGAAGUUAAAAAUAUAGAGAUUUUUAGUGAGCCAUUUACCGAAAAGAUAAGCAAAGGUGAAGAACAGAAAUUUGAAGAAGAAAAAUCUACUGAGUUUGCUGUCGAAGAAGGGAAAGAACCCAUAGUCAGUCUUGAAAAAGAAGUGACAGAAAUAAUUACUGAGCAAAAACCAAGUAAAAUUUCAAUUCCUGAACAACCCGAAAUAUCUACUAUGAUCUCGGAAAGUGAGAAUGGUGUUUUUGAGGAUAAUAUUAGAAAACAAUUUACCGAACAAGCUGCAGUAAGUGAAUCAUUUUCUGAACAUUCUGAAUCGACUACUGAAUUUUCUAAAGAAACGAUAUCUCCUAUAACAAAAUUGAAAGUGCCAAUAGUUCUUUAUACCGAAGAAAAAAAGCAUCCAGAAACUGAAACUUCAAUGAUAAAAGAAUCAUCUACUGAAAUUCCAAUACAGCAAGAAAAAUCUACCUCCAUAGAAUCAAUCUCUGAAGAACUAUUCCCUACAGAACAAGAAGAAACUAUAGAUACUACUAAAAUAUCUGAUGACAUUAAUGGAAGUACAUCGCAACCAGAGGAAUCAUAUAAAAAACCAACUAAGGCAGCAACCCCUGUUGAAUCAUUUAUGACAACAAAAGAACAAGAAAUUGAGGGACACACUAAAGGUAUUUUUGAAGAAAAAUUAGACAAAGAGGAGAAUCACGAAUUAACGAGUUCUAUUGGCACAUUGACGGAAAUACCAAUUAUAAAGGAAGCAACAGAAAUACCCGAAACAGAAGAUAAACUUCAAAAAACAACACUAGAAAUUGACGAAGAAAAAACAACUACGAAAUCUAUCGAGACAUAUGAGGAACACUCAACGAUUGCACCUUUUAAAGAAGAAAUAUCUACAGUAAAACUAACACUAUUAACUAGAGUAUCUUCUGAAAGACCAAUUGAAUACUCAACUGAACAACAGCUUGCAGAUAUUACAGAAAUGAUAUUAACAAAUGAAAUAACUGAAUCAGCAGAAUCCAAACCUAUAUCUUCAGAUAUACCAGGUGAAGGUAAUUGUCUUGUUGAUGGACAAUCUUAUUAUAAUAACUCGGCUAUACCUCCAGCAAAUCCUUGUCAAUUGAGUUGUCAAUGUAUUAGCAGUAUCAUCCAAUGUGAACUUAUCCUAUGCCCACCACCUCCAACUCAUCUGUUUAACUGUAUGCCAGUACAUACAAGUGGAGCUUCAUGUUGUCCAAUAUACACAUGUGAUUCCACUCCUACAAUUGAAUUAGAAGCAGAAAACCAUAUGAUUGAACACCUCACUCCGAAAUAUGAAGAAAGUGAAAAGCCAGAACAUAUAACCUCUAUUCCCAAAGUUACAGAAAUUACAUUAGCAUUUAGUGAUCAUACAGGUGAAGGAGAAAAUCAAGAGCAUGUAUUAUCUCAUCCACACACUUUAGAAACUGUAUCAGAACAUGGAAGUGAAACAGUAAAAGAAGAAUCACUAGUAGAAGAACGAGUAACCAUUAGUCCAAUAGAAUCUAUUAAUGAAAAAUCCACAAUUGUUCAAGAACAUAAAAAAUCACAAGAAGUUUCAUCAAAAGAACCUUUCAUCAUAGAUACAAGCGAGCAAUCCACAAUAGAAUCUACAUUAUCGGUUGCUACACAAAAAACUGAAGAAAUUACCGAUCAAGAAAAAGAAAUUGUUAAAUUUUCAUCUUCUACCGAGGAAUCAAUCGUAGAACAAAUUACUGAAAAAGUAAUAUCAAGUUUUACUAUUGAAUAUGAACAUAGUACCGAAAUUUUUACAAAUAUAUCAGCUCCUGUUGCUACAAAAACGGAAACUACUGUUUUAAUGGGAGAAUCCGAAAAGAUACCUGAAGGAGAUAUGGCGGAGGGGGUAUCAAUAGAAACGACUGAACAAGCAGAAACGAUGAGCGAAACUUCCAUGCUUACUGUCUCUGAACUAUCUAAUGAAGUAACAGAAGGACAAUAUAAAAAAUCUGAAGCACCUGGAGGUGCUCAGAAAGUAAUUGUACCUACUGAAAGUGAUAUUACUGUUACCGAAAAAGAAAUAGCAGAAAGUGCAGAAUUUGAAGGGCAAACAAAAAUAGAAAUAGAAACGACCGAAGAAAAAGAACAGCCUGACAAACUAAUUGAAGUAACAUCUGAACAGCCGACUGAACAUUACAUCAAUCAAGAAUUUACAGAUAUUAAUAAAUUGGUAGCAACAAGUGAAGUAAGUCCUCAAGCACCUAAAGAAGCAAAACCUAUGCCAGUUGAACACAAGAUGAUGGAAAUUUCAAAUAUAAAUCCAUCAAAAUCCAAUGCAGAAAUUUCUACUGAGAUUGGCUUAUUCAUUACAAAUGAUCAAACCGAUAUUUCUAAAACUGCUACUACCACUGAAAGUGAGUCUGUGUCUAGUUAUGAAGAAAUAACUACACCUACUAUUGAGAACAGUCAAUCUACUAAAGUUCAAGAGAGUGAAAUUUUACAAGAAGAAAAAGAUAAAACGAUUGAACAAACUACAAAAUCUAUUCAAAAGUCUACGGAAACAUCAACACAACAAUCUACAGAUCAAACAGACGUUCCUAUGGUAUUUGAAAAACAAUCAGUCGUACACAUAGAAGAAACACCGAUACCACCAAUAUCGAAGGAAACAGAAAGCAGUACUUCGACAAAGAUAGGAUUAACAGAACGUAUCGUUACUCUAAAAAGUGAAAGUCCCUUAUCCUUUGUAGAACAUACAGGAUCAACAAUAGAAACUCAAACAUCAACAUUUGUUUCAGUCGAAGAACACAAAGAAAAUGAAGAAAUACCCAAAAAAUCUGAACUAACACAGAAAGAAGAAAAACCGGUAGUUACAACUACGGAAAAGAAAAUCUCAGAAUUUAUUGAAGUUCAAGUUACAGAACAUAAUAUAAAUGUGGUAGAUUCUACUACACCUACCAUAGAAAAGCAUGUAACAAUGACAAUAGAAGAAGAGACUAUGAAAUUUGAAAAGAAAUCGACUAAGGAACCAGUUCAAGAGCACACGACUCUAUCGAUUUCUCCAAUACACGAAGAAAUAUUUGCAAUCGCAACACCAUAUAACGAGAAAACUUCUGAAAGUAUUCCAAUGGAAAAAGAACAAACAGAAGAAAAAACUCUUGAAAGUAUUGAAGGAGAAACGGUAGGUUCCAAUACCAUUAUAGAAGAACAAACUAUUUCACCUGGCAUAGCAAUAAUUCAUGCUGAAGAGGAGCGUCAACAACCUGAGGAAAUUAUUCAGAAGCCUUUCAAGGAAGAGGCAAUAACCUCUACAAGUAUUAUCGAAGUACAACCUUCUUUACCCAUAGACGAAGAAACUGAGCAGCAUCCAAGCAAAGAAGUUUCUCUUAAUGUUGAAAUUUCUCCUACAGUAAAAUCAGAAUCAAUAACAACUGAUGUCACGGAACAGGAUGAACAAAUUGAAGAACACAAACCAAAAGAAAAAGAACAAGUACAUAAAGGACAGCCAAUUGGAACUUCAGAAAUUAGUGAAGUGACUGAAACAUUAGUAAUUGUUAAAGAAAAACCAGUUGAAUCCUCUACAACAAAAGAAAAACCAAUUGAAUCUCCAACAUUAGAAGAAAAAUCAAUUGAAUCCUCUACACCGAAAGAAAAGCAAAGUGAAAUUUAUACACCCAGUGAUUUUUCUAUGCCCAAGAAAGAACUAAUUGAAUCAUCUACAUCAGAGGGACAACCAUUUGAAUCAACGUCACAAAAAAAGCCAAUUGAAUCAUUAGCAUCGGAAGAAAAACCAAUCGAUUCAUUAAUACCAAUAAAAGAUCUAACUGAAAUUGAACAGGAAACAGAAGCACCAAUCAAUAAAGAAGAAAUCUUGAAACUGUCUACAUAUGAAGAUAAAAUUGAAAAGACAUCGGAAAAAGCUCCAUUUGAAGAAACGCAAACCACUAUAAAAGAAAAUGUUUUUAAGAUACAUCUAAAAGUCAGUUCUACCGAAACAAUUCAGACAGAACCUGUUGAAGAGCAAAAAGGCAGCAUAACUGAAAAACAUUUUAUAACUCCAAUCGAAGAAGAAAUAUUGGAAAUACCAGAAAGCACAGAAAGUAUUUUAAUAAAAGGACAAAAACCAACAGAAGAAACCGCAGUAACAGAUCAUUCAAUAACCGAAGAAAAAGCAACAACAGUAUCAGCUAUUCAUGAAGAAAUUCAACCUACAGAAGCGCCAGUACCUAUCAAAGAAGAUCCUUCCAAAGGUGAAGUAGAAACUACAGAAACAGUAGUAUCUAACGAGGUGACAAUUAAAGAACAAUCUAUAACAGAGCCCAUAACUGAAGAAUCAAUGACUACAUCAGAAGAAGCACAAAAGAGUAAGGAAGAAAUCACAAAGCCUACUCUUUCAAAAGAAAAACCUGUAUUACCUAGCCUUAGCUCGAUAACGGAAGAAGUUGAAAAGAAAAUAACAACAGGACCAAUUGUAGCAGAAGAACAAGGACCAGAAAUUUUGUCAGAAAAAGAACAGAAUGCAACGCAAUCGUCUACCGAAGGAUUCAUUACAAAGUUACGACCUAUACCGACUGAAGUAUCGAUCACUGAAACUUCUGAAAAAAUUUUAGAAAAAGAUCAUGAAGAAGACCAAGAAGUACAAUCACACGUCGGCGUUAUUCAACCCGACUCUUCUUCGCAAAUUCCACAGACAGAUAAAUCCGAAGGUCAACUAACUGUCGGAUUAGAUGAGGAACACUUACAGCCAAUCAAUCAUACCAUUGAAAAUUCUGAGCCAAUUUUGGAAGAGCAUCAUAUGACGAGCAGUAUAACACCCCAAACAGGCGUAGAAUAUCCCGAACAAACAGUGUCCGGCGAAGAUAAUCCUCAUUUUCCCAUGCACGGUGGUAGUUACCUUAAUCCCGAUGAAGAUUACGAUGAAGACGAUCAGGCGAUUUAUGGACCUGGCACUUGUAGAUACGGUGGAAAGGUUUACAUGUCUGCCCAACAAAUACCAAGAGACGACCCAUGUGAUUUUUGUUUCUGCUUUAGAAGCGACAUUAUCUGUCUUCAGCAAAGUUGUCCACCACCGAUACCAGGAUGCCACGAGGAACCUAUUAGCGGUUUCUGUUGUCCUAGAUACGAGUGUCCUGUAUCCAUGGCUACGUCUCUUAACAUCACUACAACCACAACCACGACUACGACUACGUUACCCCCACACUUUUUAACGCAUGCCUAUAAAGGCGCUGCAAAACGAAGCGGAUGUCAAAUUCGAGGCCAAGCAUACCAUGUAGGCGAAGUUAUUACAUCCGCGUCCGGUCCAUGCCUUCAUUGCACUUGCGGAGGUGACGGCAACAUGAAGUGCGAUCCACGAGUAUGUUCUCCGGAACCAAUGCUGAGGCAAAUGAUCGCCGCAGCUACAGCCAGAAGAAGGAGAUGAGUCGUUCACAAUGGUCCCCUGGAUCUAUCCCGACGAAGAAGCGAAUAAGGGAGCCAUGAAGGAAGUGUUGUAUAAAAGUGAAUUAAAAUUAUUCUAAACUACCUAAACGUCGCAGAACACAGACAAUAAGGUGCUUCGACGUUCACGAACCGAGUGGCCAAAACGUAAACGUUUAUAUUAUAAUAUUAUAUUAUGUUAUAUAUAUAUAAAAACAAAAAAAAACAAAAAAAGGAAUGAAAGGAAGACAAGAGCAUAAGGGAUGAAGUCAAAAGAGACGUAUGGAGAAUUUUAAUUAACGUAAUGAGACGCGCGUUUCCAGUGCCAAAAACGUGGCGAAUGAAGAAUGAACUCGUAAGAAAGGAAGUUUCAACGAAAUAAGGGAAAACAGGAAAAAAGGAUAAAAAAUUAAGAAAUACCACUUUCGUGUUGGUUCCAUGGUCAUAUUUCAUUCUAUGUCUUAUACCAUUUCCUAUAAAAAUAUGACUCAGUCAAAGAAAAAAAGGAGAAAAAAAUCGUAAAACGAAAAUUAUUUAAAAAAGAAAGAAAAAAAAUGUUUGAAAUUUACGACUGUGCCUUCGUCAGUGUCGUCGAGAGUGGCAUUAUUUUCGUUUAUAGUGGCAGCUGAGCAACAGCAACAUUGAAAAUCAUCAGCAUCAUUCUCCAAAGAAUCCUAAGUCCAACAAUUGACGGUAGGAUGCUAACGAUGAACAAGCUAAAACAAGAAGAACAAAUAUUAUAAAUUUGGAUAAACGAACAUUCGUACAGUAACAUUAUAACAUCGACUGGAAUCGUAGGAUAAAAUAUUUUGUUAUGCUCUCGAUUCGUUUGUAACUAACGAAUUCGUUCAAAAAUAAAAUCGUGAUCACUUUAUACACAUAAUUGCAUAGAACAUAAUGUUUCUCGUACGAUUCGUCCACAUGUGAUUGAAAAAUCGAAAAUGAAAGGAUUUUUCAUUGCACCCGUCGCUCUUGUAAUACUAUUGUAAGAAGUUGGAACAUUAGCGAUUAAAGAUGGUUCGAACUAUUCACGAUCGAUGAAAAGAUCUUUAUCGAGUUUCAGCUGCCGUGUGUCAUGUUUAUAUGAUCAGUCCAUAUAUACCCACAUAUAUGUGAGUAUGCAACGUCUACAGACAUUUGAAUACGCUCGAAAUGGCACUUCCGAAAUAGUCACUAUAUCUUAUAAACAAAUAAACAAAAUAUUUCUUAUCUUAUAAAAAAAAAGUAACGAAGAAAACGAAGACUCGAAAGAACGAUGCCAUUUUCUUACGUAUCCUAGUGUGCGUGCAAGUAUUUGCGUGUGUGCGUGGUCAGCCGGUACAUAACAUAUAUAUAUGCACAUACACACGUGUAUAUAUGUGUGUGUGAAUCUAUGUAUAUUAAAAAAGAAAAAAAUUGAAAAAAUGGUGAAUGAAAGAUAGACGAAAGGUACGCGCAAACUCAAAGCUUAAACAAACGGCUCGCGCGGAGGACCGAUUGAGAAUUUGCUUCUCCGGCGAGCUGGCAUUAUACGUUCAUAAGUGUGUAUAUAUAUAUAUAUAUAUAUAUAUAUAUAUACACGCACAUACAUAUACAUAUAUAUAUACACAUAUAUAUAAUAAAAACAUAUAUAUACAUUUAUAUGAUUCUUUAUAUAUACUAUACCCCAUUUAAUACUUAACGAUAACACGAUGUUCUACAUCUUUGUACGAAAUUAUAAUUAAUACUCCUCUAUGACGAAAUGAUCUCCCAUUGUUCUCCAGUCUCAAAGUAUCAUGUUGUAACGAAGUUCAUUUCUUGCUUUCUCCUUAAGGUAAAGCCACGGUUAUCUCAUUCUGUCAUAAUAUUCCUCUGUUUUAUGAGGAAGAAUCAAGUCAAUUACAUAUUCUUCUUUGGCCGAUCCAUGCUAUGAAUAAUCGAUGGCAUACGAAAAUGAUAGAGUCGUCAUGCUUUGAGACUUCAGAACGUUGGUUAUCGUUUAAUAUAAUAGAAAAAAAAACGCUAUAUCGUCGCAUAAAUACUGCGCAUACUGUCUGUAUUUAUAUUGAUAUUACUGAUAAUUAACCAACGACUAUAUGUCGGUGUCCCGUUUUACUGGCAUGAAAGUAGCUCAUAAUACCUGUACUCGUUUAUCGAUUAAGUUCGUCUCUUGAAAGGAAAUAAUGAAACGAAAAAAAAAAAAAAACAAAAAAAUAGGAAUGGAAAAGCGUCUAGCGAACUUUUAUGUAAACUCUUUUAUACAUAAAUGGGUCUCUCUGUUUAAAUCAAACAAUGCAACGAACAUCGACGGCGUAUUCGUAGAGCUUCCAUAAUAGCUCAUACGUGAUAUAAAUGGCCAUAUUGAUUAUCGUCAUUAUUACAGGAGAGGAAAAAGCUAUCGAUAGACGUUUAAAACGCUUUUAUUUUACGAAAAGUUUCUUUCACAUGAGACACACUUACGAAGUAAGGGAAACAAUUAUAAAACGUAUAAUAAUGAUUCCGUGAAGAAAAAAAAAAAGAAAGAAAGAAGGAAGUUGCAACAACGUAACUCUUUGGAGCUAUCUAAAUCGUUCAUUUAUCUGUAUCUAGUAUAAUAAAAAUGCCCAAACAUUUUUCAAUAGAUAUGAUUUCGAUAUACACGACACCAAAAUCCAUUCUCCAUAAACACAAUUUCAAGUACGAUUAAUAUAUCCAGCUUUAAUUUCUAUUUUCGAUUGUCGAAUUAGCUGUUCGCAUAUAUCAAAAGAUUUAGUAAUCAAUUGAUAUAAAUUUGAAAUAUACUUUGUCUUAUUUUAGGAUUAGACAAUGUAUGAGGAAUUAUCACGCAUGUCGAGUAAAAAAUUCAAAUGCAUUGCCAUUGUAACUUGGCAUUCGUGAAAGCCAAGUAAAGUUUUUCCAAACCAACUUUCUUAGCAAUUAAUCUAGCCUAGUAUUUAUCUUGAUAUUUUUCGCACUCAUAGCGAUAAUAUACUGAAAGUAUAAUGAAUAUCGAAUAUAUAAUAAGUUAAUGAUAAUGAUAAUAUACGCAUAAUUGUAACGUAAGGCAUACGAUUACGGCAUAUACUUAGAUUGUAUGCAUAAUUAAUUAUGCAGCUUUGUCGGCUGGUUAAAAAAUUUAACAAUUCGUUAUCGUCAAAAAUAACAUUCUUCCUUGUGACCCAGCCAACUUUAUAUAUCAAUCAAUAUACGAUAUACACAAAAAACAAUAACAAAAUAUUUAUGUACAGAAUGAUGACCAAUUUCUGUCUGUUUAUAUAACAUUAGAUAUUAUUUCAUUUUUUUCUAUUUGCAUACUGUAAAAAGAAUGUUUUAACAUUAUAGAGAAGUCUUAUAUUUUUCUGUAACGUUCAAUAUUAAUUGCCAAUUAGAACAAUAUGCUUCAUUAUACUUUCACGUGAAUAAAGCAAAUUUAAGCAGACUAAAAAUGAUUGCUGUAAACACAGAAAAUAAACGCGAUAUUCAGUACGCCAGUAUACUCAAUAGUCUAUAAAUUUCUCCAAAAUUGUUUAUAUUCGAUUACGUGAUUGCUAAUGACAAUUGUCUCUUCCUUUAGAGUAUAAUCUGCUAUCGUCCUGCUGCGUAUCGUUAUAUGUAUGUGAUAAAUGAAGAAAACAAUCGAACCGUGAAUAUUUCAAAUGUUCCCGACUAUAUGGAUAUGUUAGGCUAAUUUUCACAGUACGUGCUAGUGUAAAGUGUCCUUUUAUAUAAAUAAAUGAUUUUGUAUGUCAUA
Molecule: messenger RNA, 13216 nt
Organism: Vespula pensylvanica (western yellowjacket)
Lineage: Eukaryota; Metazoa; Arthropoda; Insecta; Hymenoptera; Vespidae
Product: titin
Exons: 7
Coding region: 302-9532 (3076 amino acids)
Molecular function (GO): protein binding
Source: RefSeq, a predicted model, not a curated record